UAUUAUUUUUCCUAGCUCGUGUCAAACAGAGUUCUAAAUCUAAGCUUCAAAGAAAGAAAAAAGUGGAAGAAAAGAAGGGGGAAAGUCGUGAAAAAAUGGAGGGAAAGAGGUAUUUCGUGGCGGUUCACGUCGGCGCCGGUUACCACUCUCCGUCGAACGACAAAGCCCUCAGGUCCGCCAUGAACCGCGCUUGCCUCGCCGCCGCGUCCGUUCUCUCUAACGGUUCGGGAACGCGCUUAGACGCCGUCGUAGCCGCCAUCCAAGUGCUGGAGGACGAUCCCUGCACAAACGCCGGCAGAGGCUCCAAUCUGACCGAAGACGGUGGCGUGGAGUGCGAUGCCAGUGUUAUAGACGGAAAAUCUGGUGCUUUUGGCGCUGUUGGAGCAGUUGCGGGUGUCCGAAAUGCUAUACAAAUUGCUGCUUUAUUGGCCAAAGAGCAAAUGAUGGGAUCUCCAUUGUUGGGUCGAAUUCCUCCAAUCUUCUUGGUGGGUGAAGGGGCUUGCAAAUGGGCCAAGUCUAAGGACAUUGCAUUGCCACCAAGUAUAGAGGAGGCCAAUGAGUGGCUGGUCACAGAAAGGGCAAAAGCACAAUGGAUAAAAUACAAAUCCAUGGUUGAAUCUGCUAGAUCUAAGACAGAGAACACUCCUGAGGGCGAUUCUUCUGUCUAUCAAAAUGCCACAGUACCAGAUUGUGCUUUGGAAGAUCGCGUAAUGGACACUGUUGGGGUUAUUUGUAUAGAUAAUGAGGGGCAUGUAGCAUCAGGAGCCUCCAGUGGUGGUAUUGCUUUAAAGGUUAGUGGACGCAUUGGGUUGGCAGCAAUGUAUGGUUCAGGUUGUUGGGCAUCAUCAAAAGGUCCCUUUGGGGCUCCAUUCAUGGCUGGUUGUUGCGUAUCGGGGGCAGGAGAACACCUAAUGAAAGGAUUUGCGGCUAGGGAGUGCUGCGUUUCAUUGUCACUCUCGCAGUCUGGUGCUGCCUCUGCUUGCACGAAAAUUCUACGCUCUGUUGUUGAGGAUGGCAGGCAAUGUGGUACUGAUAGCAGUGCAGGGAUCUUGGUUGUGCAGUCAGAUGCAUCUUUGACAGAUCAAGGAAAAUCAUCAAGGCUGAAAGCUGUAGAGAUUGCUGCUGCAUACACUUCCUUGUCUUUUGGAGUAGGGUAUUUUGGAAGCUCUAUGGAACGGCCCAAGGUUUCAAUUCUUAGGAGUACAAAACAACAAAGCAAGACAGCAAUAGAUCAAUUUGGAGCACGAAUAGAUCUUUCAAAUGGAUAGUUGGGUAUGCCCAUGGAUCAAAUUUCAUCAGUGCUGAAGUGUUGAAAUUCAUAUUCAGACUAAUUGAUUUUCCCUUGCAUUGUGAUCUUUCAAUAUUGUGCGGUACAUUGGUGGACUGAGAAUAUGUAAUUUCACCCGUGCAAAGCAAGUCUAUAUUCAAUUUACAAUUAGCAUACUUUAGGCUGAGACAUUUUGGUUUGAUAGAUAUAAGUCUAUAUUCGAUUUACAAUUAGCAUACUUUAGGCUGAGACAUUUUGGUUGGAUAGAUAUAAGGUUCAUUUUGGAUUGUUAAGAAAUUCUAUGGACUGUAGAAUGUAAUUAGUGGGUACGUGGGUGAAGAAAAGUUGCAGGAAACAGUAUGUGUUGGAAUGGUUGUUUGUGUUAUUGAAUUUUAGCCAAUAUUUGUACUAAGAUGUGAACAGCAUGGCGUGAAAUGAGUAGUAACAUGUUAUGGUAUUUUGUUCCUGCAUU
Molecule: messenger RNA, 1739 nt
Organism: Glycine soja
Lineage: Eukaryota; Viridiplantae; Streptophyta; Magnoliopsida; Fabales; Fabaceae
Product: putative threonine aspartase
Exons: 10
Coding region: 96-1268 (390 amino acids)
Biological process (GO): protein maturation
Molecular function (GO): threonine-type endopeptidase activity
Source: RefSeq, a predicted model, not a curated record